Molecule: messenger RNA, 786 nt
Organism: Rhagoletis zephyria (snowberry fruit fly)
Lineage: Eukaryota; Metazoa; Arthropoda; Insecta; Diptera; Tephritidae
Source: RefSeq, a predicted model, not a curated record
AUGAGAUUCCACUAUCGAGUACUGCUCAACUUGGUCUGCUGUCUCUUCUGUGCCCUGCUUCGCGAGCAGAUCAGCUCGCAAAGUGUGGGCGGUCAACAGGAGUUUCAAGAGGAGGGAGCUAUAGCAAAGGCUUCGUCGGCUGCCAACUUUGCAAGUUCAGGUGAAGGGGAUGGACAGAAACAGCAGCAUCAGCAACAGCUGAAUCUUCAGAUACAGGAGAUGGUCUUCAGUGAAGCACGGCUGCCGGCGAUGGUCAAUCCCGCCUGCAUCACCGAGGGGCCCUGUUCCGAGCUGAAACCCGACUGCCUCAAGUGCCACUUCAAUUACUCCUGUCCCUAUGGGGCGAUGGUGAACACCACCUGCGAGCCCCUCCCGGAUGCUACCUGUCAGGGCAAGAGGGAAAAGUUCACGAUGACCCACCUCUGCGCCUUCUGCUACCAGCUGCCGGUGGAGCAGUACAACUGCUCACUGCGCAGUCAGUGUGCAUUUCACAGCCGCUACCCGACCACUUGCGUCGUCGGCGAGAACGUCCUCUGCAUGGGCCGGCGCAGCUUCAACAAAAACAUUCGCUGUGAACUCGUCUCUGGGUACAAGUGGUCGACGGCGCUGCUCUUGAGCGUAACUGUGGGCGGCUUCGGCGUGGACCGCUUCUACCUGGGCAACUGGCAGGAGGGCAUCGGCAAGCUGUUCAGCUUCGGCGGUCUAGGCAUCUGGACGCUCAUUGACGUCAUCCUCAUCGCCACCGGCUACCUGAAGCCCAGCGACGGUUCCAUCUACGUCUAUUAG